AUGGCAGACCAAGCAAAGCGGCGCAUUCAAGCUCUCGGUGACCAGUUGUCACCUGGUUCCUCCACCGAGCUCAAGCCUAUGACCAAGGUAGCCGCCGGCUCAAGCGCACCGCGUGUGAAAGACAAAGUGGUCAUCAUCACCGGUGCCAACUCGGAGCUCGGCAUCGGGCGCGCGACGGCACACCAGUACGCUGAAUCAGGCGCCAGGGCCCUGUACAUCUGCGACUUUGAUGGUUCCAACCUCGCCGCGCACAAGGCCGAGAUCAACGCCCUGUACCCCGCCGUCGACAUCCACACGCGCCAGUUUGACGCGUCAGACGAGGCCAAGGUGAAAGAGGUCAUUGACGAUGCGCUCGCACGGUACGGGCGGUUGGACGUCUUCUUUGCCAAUGCGGGCAUCGUCGGUCCGCAUGCCCUCUUCACCAACAUUGACGACGCGGAUUUCAUGCAGAUCAUGAAGGUGAACACCCUGAGUGUGUUUCUCGCCGUCAAGCAUGCGGCGCCCGCCAUGCAAAAGACCUCGGACGCGAAACCAGCUUCGUCCGGGUCCAUCAUCGGGACGGCGAGUGUGGCAGGCUUGCGCUCCAACGCUGGCUCGACGCCAUACUCGGCUUCCAAGGCGGCCGUCAUUUCCUUGGCGCAGACGACGGCGUAUCAGCUGGUGGGCACAAAUGUGCGCGUCAACGCCAUAUGUCCCGGCCUCAUCGAGACAGGCAUGACGGCGCCCACGUACGAGAGUGCCAGGGCUCGUGGUACGGAAAAGAAGAUUGGCCAGCUCAACCCGACGCGGAGGGGUGGCCACGCAGAUGAGAUUGCGCGCGUGGCGCUCUUCCUGGGGAGCGACGAGAGCAGCUACGUCAACGGACAGGCGUGGGCCGUGGAUGGUGGACUGAGUGCCGGCCACCCCUAUGUGCCCGGGAGGAUUGGCUAA
This is a messenger RNA of Emericellopsis cladophorae, 930 nucleotides long. RefSeq lists its product as uncharacterized. The record is from RefSeq and is a predicted model, not a curated record. Gene Ontology annotation, molecular function: oxidoreductase activity. Bases 1 to 930 code for a protein of 309 amino acids. The transcript has 2 exons. Lineage: Eukaryota; Fungi; Ascomycota; Sordariomycetes; Hypocreales; Bionectriaceae.